AUCGCUUAUCUCUAAAAUUAGCGGCUUCUUCAAGUUCUCUCAGUGGAGUCUGAGCAGCGAAUCACCCUUGAUCAGUGUAUCGUAGGUGGAUCCCGAUGUGCUGAUUCGCCAGAAUCCGGAAUGCAAGGAUUAUCUUUUGGAAGCCUAUCGUUACCAUUUGAGGAAGGAGCGCACUGAAGAAAGUGUGCGUUGCAGGCCACGUCAACCAAUCCCGUUAUCCAAGGUAACAGCUCUGCUGCUCUUAUCAUUUCGAUGCAAAACGCAGGUCCGGUCGGUGGACGUUUAUGAUAUACAUAUGGGUAAAUGGUUCGCUGGGCCUGCAAUGGAUAACAGACGUAGCACGUUGGGUGUUGCAGUGGUGGAUCAGCUGAUUGUUGCAGUGGGCGGUUUCGAUGGCGCAACAGGGCUAAGUUCCGCUGAAGCGUUCGAUGCUCGUCAAGGUACUUUUCAUCAUCUGAAGUAGAU
Molecule: messenger RNA, 465 nt
Organism: Gongylonema pulchrum
Lineage: Eukaryota; Metazoa; Nematoda; Chromadorea; Rhabditida; Gongylonematidae
Source: the annotation of a GenBank genome assembly